Saprolegnia parasitica CBS 223.65 is the source of this 549-nucleotide messenger RNA. RefSeq lists its product as hypothetical. Bases 1 to 549 code for a protein of 182 amino acids. The record is from RefSeq and is a predicted model, not a curated record. The transcript has a single exon. Lineage: Eukaryota; Oomycota; Saprolegniomycetes; Saprolegniales; Saprolegniaceae.
AUGGCGACGCUCAGCUCGAUCGACAAGCGCGACGCGAUCGUGCACAACUCGGCCAGCCGGGGACUCCAAGCUGCGGUCGUCGCCGGUGUCACGGCCGGCGCACUCGUGGCACUGGCCAACCAACAGUCGACAUGGUUCCGCCAUCGCCUCGGCGUGAGCGGCAAGGUCGGGCUCGCCGUCAUGGCGUCGGUCGCCAGCUUUGCCAUCGUCGCCGAGCAGGACCUCUUGCGCGGUGUGCGCAACCCGGACGCGUACAUUUCUGAGAUGCACGGCGAGGUCGCCUUGCCCACCAAGACGAUGACGACGAGUGACCUGCCGCUGCUGCAGCGCACGGCCAACUUUGUGUACGACUACCCGUUCCGAACGCUCGUCGGCGCGACGGUGCCGCUCAUCGGGUGCAUUUUUCUGGACCAGAACCGCAACGCCAACAUUCAAUUCUCGCAAAAGAUCAUGCACACGCGCAUUUACGGCCAAGGCGCGUCGGUGGUGCUGCUUCUGAGCACGAUGGCCUUUCACGACUACAUGGCCAAGCGCGGUCGGUUCCAGUAA